AUGGUGACGGCCAGUCGAAUGACGUCCCACCGGGACAAGGUUCGGCACUGGCGGGAGAGACUCCCCCACGCUAGGGCCGGACUAAGAGUGACUGAGGCCUUCGGGCCCGUCCUAGAGGAAUGGGUUGGGAGGGGGAGCGGGGGCCUCUCCUUCCACACGACGCAGAUGCUCUCCGGGCAUGGUUGCUUCGGAGAGUACCUGAACGAGAAGGCUAGGCGGGAGGCCUCUACCAAAUGCCACUACUGUAAGGAGGAGAGGGACACGGCGCAACAUACGCUUGAAGUGUGCCCCGCGUGGGCAAAUAAGUACCGUGUCCUCACUGACAGGGUAGGGGUGAACCUCUUCCUACUUGUCAUUGUGAGAAAAAUGUUGGACGGGCCCGAGGGCUGGAACCUGGUGACCUCCUUUUGCCUCAGAGGCGGAGAGACAGAGGGAGAACGACCCCCUGGCUUCGCCGAAGAGGAAACGAAGGGGGGAGGGAGACGGAGGAGGGUAUACCUGCAACAACAUCAGUAG
This is a messenger RNA of Solenopsis invicta (red fire ant), 516 nucleotides long. RefSeq lists its product as uncharacterized. Lineage: Eukaryota; Metazoa; Arthropoda; Insecta; Hymenoptera; Formicidae. The transcript has a single exon. The record is from RefSeq and is a predicted model, not a curated record. Bases 1 to 516 code for a protein of 171 amino acids.